This is a messenger RNA of Daldinia childiae, 468 nucleotides long. RefSeq names its product Protein mago nashi like protein. The record is from RefSeq and is a predicted model, not a curated record. Gene Ontology annotation, biological process: RNA splicing. Bases 1 to 468 code for a protein of 155 amino acids. Gene Ontology annotation, cellular component: nucleus; exon-exon junction complex. Lineage: Eukaryota; Fungi; Ascomycota; Sordariomycetes; Xylariales; Hypoxylaceae. The transcript is spliced from 5 exons.
AUGGCCUCCACCGGUGAACCUUUCUAUAUCCGAUACUACUCAGGUCACUCCGGUCGAUUCGGCCAUGAAUUUCUAGAGUUCGAUAUUAGAGUAGUAGGCGAUGGUCGAAGUGCCGUAGCUCGAUAUGCAAACAACUCCAACUACAGGAACGACAGUCUAAUCCGAAAAGAGAUGUGCGUUAGUUCGUUGGUGGUAGAUGAGAUCAAGCGCAUCGUCAAAUCGAGCGAGAUCAUGAAGGAAGACGACGCCAAAUGGCCACAGAAGAAUAAGGAUGGUAGACAGGAAUUAGAGAUUCGCGUGGGCAACGAUCACAUAUCAUUCGAGGCGACUAAGAUUGGUUCCCUAAUCGACGUGACGGAAUCGGCAGACCCCGAAGGACUACGGGUAUUCUACUACCUGGUACAAGAUCUAAAGGCUCUUGUUUUCAGCUUGACAUCACUUCAUUUCAAGAUCAAACCCAUCUCGUGA